Messenger RNA from Puntigrus tetrazona (Sumatra barb), 815 nucleotides. It is a transcript of the gene sptssa, whose product is annotated as serine palmitoyltransferase, small subunit A. Gene Ontology annotation, biological process: ceramide biosynthetic process. Gene Ontology annotation, molecular function: serine C-palmitoyltransferase activity. NCBI's taxonomy places the organism in Eukaryota, Metazoa, Chordata, Actinopteri, Cypriniformes, Cyprinidae. The record is from RefSeq and is a predicted model, not a curated record. The transcript is spliced from 2 exons. Gene Ontology annotation, cellular component: serine palmitoyltransferase complex. The coding region runs from base 10 to 267 and encodes 85 amino acids.
UAUUUUGUUAUGGUCUGGACCGGAAGGGAGCGGUGGGACCAACACGAGCCGAUUGAAAAUAUGGCGUUAGGAGAUGCCUGGAAACAAUUAUCUUGGUUUUAUUACCAAUAUUUGCUCGUAACAGCCCUGUAUAUGUUGGAGCCUUGGGAGAGAACUAUCUUCAACUCUCUCCUGAUCACGGUGGCAGCGAUGGCCGUCUACACCGGUUAUGUGUUCAUGCCUCAGCACAUUAUGGCCAUAUUACACUAUUUUGAAGUGGUGCAGUGACGUCAGCGGCGGGGAUCUUCCGGGAUGCUCGCGACCUCCACUCGGUGGCCAGGAAGAGAAAACCCCUCGACCCGCUCACCGAGAUGUGUGUGUGUGAUUUACUUCGAAGGAGGACACUAACUGUGUAAUUAUGUGUGAAGAGCACAGUCUGCAUCUGCUGAAGCACACACUGCCCUUGCUAGAAAUAAGUCCUUUUUAUAUAUAUAUAUGUAUAGUAUGACUUUUUUUUCCUUUUAAAUAACGAUUCUUGUUUUGUUCACGGGAUAAAUAUUUUUUGAUAUAAAUGUGUAUAUUUAAUUGUAUACAUAUUUGUAAAGUUUUAUAGAGAUUUAUUUUGGCUGACCCGAGGCGACCCGGUUUUGCCGUAGCGGACUAAUGAAUUAUUGAUACCGUUUUUUGUCACCGACCGGAAAUCUAUUUUUAUCAGACCCUUGUGAGUCGUGUGGUAAAUAAUUACCUGUGUGAUGUCAUUGUUGAUACUUCAGAACUGGUUGCUCAGGUCAUAAACUGAAAAAAUAAAAAUGCUUAAAUAAACUAUCUUCAAUCCA